Molecule: messenger RNA, 1323 nt
Organism: Mesorhabditis belari
Lineage: Eukaryota; Metazoa; Nematoda; Chromadorea; Rhabditida; Rhabditidae
Source: the annotation of a GenBank genome assembly
AUGACCGAUGAUUCCAAUGAUGAUCCUUUCGAGGCGAAAAGGAAGAGAAGUUCGGAGAAGCGAAAGACCGAAAAAGCGACUUUCGUCCUCAGCAGUGGCAAGGAUCCGAUUUCCGUUCAAUUUCCUUCGGGAUAUGAACCACACACGGAAGACACUUCCUAUCGAAAAGAUGUGCCAAAUGAAAACUAUCACAUAAUUGGCGAGGGAAAGUAUUCGUAUGUGAUAGCCGCCAAACUCGAUUACAACCAUGUGGAGGGCAAGAACUCGGACACAAAUUCAAAGCCUAAUAUGAUGCAUGUCACGUGCAAACGCUAUGAUCUGGGGCAGCUGAAGAAUACGUUCGAUGGCUACACAAGAAUCAGACGGGAGCUGCAAAUCUGUCGCUUGCACCGUCACGAGAAUAUCGUCGACUUUUACGAGGUGUUCACCGAGCCAGCUGUUGGCUCACCGAUGUUUAUCUACGUUGUCUCCGAGAGGAUGAACCAUAGUCUAGCCAAGUAUUACGAGAUUUUGACAACCAAGAAGAUAGAAGAGGUCGACGUUCUUCACUUGGGCGCCCUUCUGACGCAAAUACUUCGAGCGCUCAGCUACCUCCAUCAGCGGGGAAUCAUGCAUCGGAAUGUCUCACCAAUGAACAUCGGCAUUAACACGGGAACUUUCACGGUGAAGCUCUUCGAUUUCGGAUUGGCCAGAGAAAUAAACGUGAAUCUCGAUCAUUCGACAAACGUCGAGACCUUGCACUACUACAAAGCUAUUGAGGGCCUCUUACGGGAGCCAUACGAUAUGAAAAUCGACAUUUGGGCCGCAGCACUCGUUGCCAUCGAGCUGCUUGGCUUGAAGCUUUUCUGGCCGUCUGGCACGGAAAAAGACGUGCUCGAGCUGGUUCGUCGUCGCGGCGCCGAGAACGCGAUCAAAGAUCGAGUUUUUGAGGUCCUCGGCGUGCCCACGGACAGAUACAAAUCAAUAUUCUCUCGGCCGGUCUUCAAGGAACCCUGUGUUUCGACCCUCGAAAAGGUGCUAAUGAACGAGACCAAGCGAAAAAUCAAAGAUAAAGACCAAAGCGAAAUAACAGGCGUAAAUUUCCGUGAUUUGGUGACCCGGAUGCUGAAUCCCGAUCGUCAGAAGAGACUCAGUGCCGACGAGUGUCUAAAGCAUCCGUUUCUGAAGGCUUUCAAUAAAACCUACCAAGAGAAGUCGGUUAGCAGUCAACCAAAAACUGACGACCAAUUCCAAAAACGCAAUGAGAACGACAAAAACAUGGUCCUGAAAGAGCUGAAGGCUGGUCUGACUCAGCUGUCCUUUCGUCCAGAGCUAUCGAUGCCA